Bipolaris victoriae FI3 is the source of this 186-nucleotide messenger RNA. RefSeq lists its product as hypothetical. The record is from RefSeq and is a predicted model, not a curated record. Lineage: Eukaryota; Fungi; Ascomycota; Dothideomycetes; Pleosporales; Pleosporaceae. The annotation marks the transcript as partial. The transcript has a single exon.
GACCAAACGUGCCAUGGAUGGCCGCGACAAGACGUACCAUGUUUGACCGCGGGUAUACAUUGUGGUGUAGUAUCACGUCAUCAGACUGCGGAUAUGUAUUGUGAUUUCCUUUCGUAUAUAGAUAGCCACCUUCUUCUAUUAAUUUCUUGGCAGCGAUUGGAUUUCAGCUUUGCUCUACCAGCUUGA